Molecule: messenger RNA, 15267 nt
Organism: Ictalurus punctatus (channel catfish)
Lineage: Eukaryota; Metazoa; Chordata; Actinopteri; Siluriformes; Ictaluridae
Gene: lrp1aa
Product: low density lipoprotein receptor-related protein 1Aa
Exons: 91
Coding region: 435-14168 (4577 amino acids)
Molecular function (GO): calcium ion binding; protein binding
Source: RefSeq, a predicted model, not a curated record
GGCAGCAGGAGCACAGAAGAGGUUGGAAACGCGUAGAGAUUUUUUAAUUCUCUCCUGCAGGUUGAGGAGGAACCGCGCGCAGCUCCGUGAUGCUGAGUGUGUGUGUGAUGUGUGUGUGAUGUGUGUAUGCAUAUGUGUAUUAAUGUUAGAGCGUGAGCGUGAGCGUGAGUGUGAGUGUGUGUGUGAGUGCGCGCCCACACAUGAGAUUUGAGCAGCAGCCCAGCAGAUGAUCACAGUUUCCAUCAUGCACGCAGUGAAGCUCAGAAGCUGAACCACUGCGCUCGGAUCAGCGGCUCUUCUUCUCCUGCUCCUUCUUCACACUCGGCUCUUCUCUGGACUCCGGCUCUCCUGGUCUUUCUGGAGGAGUUUUCACACCUGAACAGGAUCCUGUUUUUAAUCCAAGUUUAUUUCAGGUGUGAAAGUGGGGGAGAACCAUGUUGCGCGUGCUUCAGGGACUGCUGCUCUUGUGGAGCUUUUCUCUCAGAAACCCUGUCUCUGCUGCCACGACUGUAGAGGCCCCGAAGACGUGCAGCCCGAAGCAGUUUGUGUGUCAGGAUCAGGUGACGUGCAUCUCUAAAGGAUGGAGGUGUGAUGGAGAGAAAGACUGUCCUGAUGGAUCAGACGAAGCUCCAGAAGUGUGUCCUCACACGCGAGUGUCACUGUGUCCCCCGAAUGAGCAGCAGUGUGAGGGGACGGAGGUGUGUGUGCACAUGAGCAAGAUGUGUAAUGGCGUCUCUGACUGUCCUGAUGGAUCAGAUGAGGGGGCGCACUGCCGAGAAUUGAUCUCGAACUGUACGCUCGCUGGCUGUCAGGAAAACUGCGCCGUCACACACUCCGGUCCUGUGUGUUACUGCAAGAACGGCUAUGAGAUCAGCCAGGACGGGAAACUAUGUAAAGAUUUUGACGAGUGUACGGUAUACGGGACGUGCAGUCAGACGUGUACGAACACCGAGGGCUCGUAUUUCUGCUCCUGUGUGGAAGGUUAUCUCCCUCAGCCUGAUAACCGAUCCUGCAAAGCUAAGAACGUGCCUGUGGAUCGCCUGCCCGUGUUGCUAAUCGCUAACUCUCAGAACAUCCAGGCCACGUCUCUGAGCGGCGCUAGCAGCUCAUCGCUCUACACCAGCACAAAACAGACCACAGCCAUGGACUUCCUGUACAAACAGGAAACGGUGUGUUGGAUCCACGUGGGAGACACGCCGGCCGGGACGCAGCUGAAAUGCGCCAAAAUCCCGGGACUGAAGAGUUUCACUGACGAGAGAGUCAUCAACAUAUCGCUCAGCUUACACCAUGUGGAGCAGAUGGCGAUCGACUGGCUGACGGGGAAUUUUUAUUUCGUCGACGAUGUGGACGAUCGGAUCUUUGUGUGUGAUAAAGACGGGGUGACAUGUGUGACGCUGCUGGAUCAGGAACUGUACAACCCCAAAGGAAUCGCACUGGACCCUACGAUGGGGAAGUUGUUCUUUACGGAUUAUGGACAGAUCCCGAAGGUGGAGCGGUGUGAUAUGGACGGUCAGAACCGCUCGAGGCUGGUGGACAGUAAGAUCGUGUUUCCUCAUGGAGUCACACUGGACCUGGUCAGUAAACUGGUGUACUGGGCCGACGCCUACCUGGACUACAUCGAGGUCAUCGACUACGAGGGGAGACACAGACACACCAUCAUACAGGGGCUACUGAUCGAGCAUCUUUACGGUCUGACCGUCUUUGAGAAUUAUCUUUACGCCACAAACUCGGACAACGCGAACGUGCAGCCGAAGACGAGUGUGAUCCGUGUGAAUCGCUUUAACAGCUCGGACUAUCAGGUGGUGACGCGAGUGGAUAAGGGCGGGGCUCUGCACGUCUAUCACCAGAGAUGCCAACCUCCAGUGAGGAGUCAUGCGUGUGAGUUGGAUCAGUUUGGGAAGCCCGGAGGUUGUUCUGAUAUCUGUUUAUUGGGAAACAGCCACAAGAGCCGAACGUGUCGCUGUCGCUCUGGAUUCAGCCUCGGCAGCGACGGGAAAUCCUGCAAGAAGCCGGAGCACGAGCUGUUCCUGGUUUACGGAAAAGGUCGUCCUGGUGUGAUCAGAGGGAUGGACAUUAAUCCGAAGGUGCAGGACGAGUACAUGAUCCCGAUAGAGAACCUGAUGAACCCUCGUGCCCUGGACUUCCACGCUCAGAGUAACUUCAUCUACUUCUCCGACGCCACCAGCUACCUGAUCGGCCGACAGAAGAUCGACGGCACUGAGAGAGACACCAUCCUGAAGGAAGGUGUGCACACGGUGGAGGGAAUCGCUGUGGAUUGGAUGGCCAAUAAUCUGUACUGGACGGAUGACGGGCCGAAGAAGACCAUCAGCGUGGCUCGACUGGAGAAAGCGGCGCAGACGAGGAAAACUCUCGUUGAGGGCAAAAUGACGCAUCCACGAGCCAUCGUAGUGGAUCCCAAAAACGGAUGGAUGUACUGGACGGAUUGGGAAGAAGAUCCGAAAGAGAGCAAGAGGGGUAAAAUUGAGAGAGCCUGGAUGGACGGAACCAACCGGAACGUUCUCUUAACAUCAAAGACGGUUCUGUGGCCCAACGGUCUGAGUCUGGAUGUUCCUCAGGGGAUCCUGUACUGGGUGGACGCUUAUUAUGACCGCAUCGAGAUGGUUUAUCUCAACAGCACUGAGCGCAAGACUGUGUAUGAAGGACAGGAGCUGAGUCACGCCUUCGGUCUGUGCCACUAUAAAAACUUCCUGUUCUGGAACGAGUAUCGUAGCGGCAGCAUCUACAAACUCGACCAGGACACCAAAUCUGUCACGCUUCUACGCAACGAGCGUCCUCCCAUCUUCGAAAUUCGCAUGUACGACGCCCAGCAACAACAGGGUACGAAUGUGUGUCGAGCGAAUAACGGUGGAUGCAGUAUACUGUGUUUAGCGACUCCAGUCGGUCGAUCAUGCGCUUGUGCUGAAGAACAGCUCUUGGAUCCAGCGGAUAACACCAGCUGUAAAGCAAACCCGUCCUACAUUCCUCCUCCUCAGUGUCAAUCUGGAGAAUUCGCCUGUAAGAAUAAUCGCUGCAUUCAGGAGAGGUGGAAGUGCGACGGAGACAAUGACUGUCUGGACAACAGUGAUGAAGCUCCAGAACUCUGCCAUCAGCACACGUGUCCCGCUGACCGCUUCAAAUGUCAGAAUAAUCGCUGUAUUCCCAUGCGCUGGCUGUGUGACGGAGACAACGACUGUGGCAACGACGAGGACGAGUCCAACUCUACAUGCUCAGCUCGGACAUGUCCUGCGAAUCAGUACUCGUGUGCGAGCGGACGCUGUAUUCCCAGCUCGUGGACGUGUGACCUGGACGAUGACUGCGGCGAUCGCUCUGAUGAACCUGCGUCCUGUGCGUAUCCGACGUGUUUCCCUCCGACUCAGUUCACGUGUAAUAACGGACGCUGCAUCAACAUGAACUGGCGCUGCGACAGCGAAAAGGAUUGUGGGGACGGAUCUGAUGAGUUCAAUUGUCCCAACCUGACCGAUAAUGAUUGCGGUGAUAACAGCGAUGAAGCGGGCUGCCCUCACUCCUGCUCCACCACACAGUUUAAAUGCAACAGCGGCCGCUGUAUCCCCGAUUACUGGACCUGCGACGGAGACAACGACUGCAACGACUUCAGCGACGAGACCCACGCCAACUGCAGCAACAACGCGACCCGUCCCCCCGGUGGCUGUCACACAGAUGAGUUUCAGUGUCGGAUGGACAGUCUGUGUAUUCCUCUGCGCUGGCGCUGUGAUGGAGACACCGACUGCGUCGACAUGAGCGACGAAAAAAACUGCGAAGGCGUCACCAACAUCUGCGACCCUGCCGUCAAAUUCGGCUGCAGAGACUCUGCGAAGUGUAUCAGUAAGGCGUGGGUGUGUGACGGAGACAGCGACUGCGAGGACAGCUCGGAUGAGGAGAACUGUGAAGCGCUGGUGUGUAAACUCUCUCACCACGUGUGUGUUAAUGACUCCAACAUCUGCCUACCACCUGAGAGGCUGUGUGACGGGAAAGACGACUGUCCCGAUGGAUCUGACGAGAAACUGUGCGAUCUGUGUUCUCUGGAUAAUGGCGGCUGUAGUCACAACUGUUCCGUGGCUCCGGGAUUGGGAAUCCUGUGUUCCUGCCCUCUCGGGAUGGAGCUCGGUGCCAAUAAUAAAACCUGUCAGAUCCAGGGCUUCUGUGCCAAACACCUGAAGUGCAGCCAGCGCUGUGAGCAGGACAAAUUCACCGUCAAGUGCUCGUGUUACGAAGGCUGGGCGCUGGAGCCGGAUAUGGAGAGCUGCAGGAGUACCGACCCGUUUAAGCCGUUCAUCAUCUUCUCAAACCGUCAUGAGAUUCGACGCAUCGAUCUGCACAAAGGAGAGUUUAGCGUCCUUGUACCAGGACUUCGCAACACCAUCGCGCUCGACUUCCAUCUAAACGAGAGCGCGCUCUACUGGACCGACGUGGUGGAGGACAAAAUCUACCGCGGGAAACUCUCUGAGAAUGGAGCGGCUCUGACGAGUUUCGAUGUAGUGAUUCAGUAUGGUUUGGCGACACCUGAAGGAUUAGCUGUGGAUUGGAUAGCUGGGAAUAUUUACUGGGUGGAAAGUAACUUGGAUCAAAUUGAGGUGGCGAAACUGGACGGCACCAUGCGCACUACACUGCUAGCCGGAGACGUCGAGCACCCACGGGCCAUCGCCCUCGACCCCAGAGAGGGAAUCCUGUUCUGGACGGAUUGGGACGCGAGCAUGCCGAGGAUAGAGGCUGCCUCUAUGAGUGGAUUCGGACGCCGCACCAUCCAUAAAGAGACGGGAAACGGAGGCUGGCCGAAUGGCCUUACCGUCGAUUACCUCGAGAGACGAAUCCUCUGGAUAGAUGCUAGAUCUGAUGCAAUUUACUCAGCUAAGUAUGAUGGUUCUGGCCUGAUCGAGGUUCUCCGCGGACACGAAUACCUGUCGCACCCGUUUGCCGUCACUAUGUACGGAGGGGAAGUUUACUGGACGGACUGGCGCACAAACACUCUCGCCAAAGCCAACAAGUGGACAGGAAACAACGUCACAGUGGUGCAGAGAACCAACACACAACCGUUUGAUCUGCAGGUUUAUCAUCCAUCCAGACAACCACAAGCUCCGAACCCGUGUGCGGCUAACGGCGGUCUCGGCCCGUGUUCUCACCUCUGUCUCAUUAAUUAUAAUCAGACGUUCUCCUGCGCAUGUCCUCACUUAAUGAGGCUGAGCAACGAUAAUCACACCUGCUAUGAAUCUCGUCAGUUCCUGCUGUAUGCUCGUCAGAUAGAGAUCCGUGGUGUGGACAUUUAUAACCCGUAUUAUAACUACAUCAUCUCCUUCACCGUUCCUGAUAUUGAUAACGUGACGGUGGUGGACUACGACUCUGUGGAGCGGAGGAUUUACUGGUCUGAUGUUCGCACACAAACCAUCAAGAGAGCCUUCAUUAAUGGCACUGGAAUCGAAACCGUCGUCUCUGCAGAUUUGCCGAAUGUGCAUGGCCUGGCAGUGGACUGGGUUUCCCGUAAUCUGUUCUGGACGAGUUAUGAUGCCAAUAAGAAGCAGAUUAACGUGGCUCGACUGGACGGCUCCUUUAAGAACGCUGUGAUUCAGGGUUUAGACAAACCGCACUGCAUUGUGGUCCAUCCCACACUCGGGAAGAUGUACUGGACGGAUGGAGACAACAUCAGCAUUGCCAACAUGGACGGAACCAACCACACUGUCCUGUUCACCAAUCAGAGAGGACCUGUGGGUUUGUCUCUGGACUUUGAUGAUUCUCGUCUGUACUGGGUCAGCUCCGGGAAUGGAACUAUCAAUCGCUGCAGACUGGAUGGAACUGGACUGGAAGUGCUGGAGGGAGUCAAGGGCAAAUUAAACAAACCCUCUGCUCUAGCCAUCAUGGGCGAUAAGCUGUGGUGGGCGGAUCAAGGGACAGAUCAGAUCGGGACGUGCGACAAAAGCGACGGAGGAAACUGGAAAGUUCUGAGGAACAGCACGGCUCCCAUGAUGCACAUGAAGAUCUACAAUGAGACCGUGCAGACAGGCUCGAACCUGUGCAGUAAUUAUAACGGCGAUUGCUCUCAGCUUUGUUUACCCACAUCUCUUACUACACGAGCCUGUAUGUGUACUGCCGGAUACAGCCUGAAGAGCGGACAACAGUCCUGCGAGGGUGUGGGGUCAUUCCUGCUUUACUCGGUUCAUGAAGGAAUCAGAGGAAUCCCCCUCGACCCGGCGGAUAAAUCGGAUGCUCUGGUGCCGGUGUCGGGUUCGUCUCUCACCGUCGGCAUCGAUUUCCACGCCGAUAAUGAUACUAUUUACUGGGUGGACAUGGGCCUGAGCACCAUCAGCCGAGCGAAAAGAGAUCAGACGUGGAGAGAGGACGUCAUCACCAAUGGCAUCGGCAGAGUGGAGGGGAUCGCUGUGGACUGGAUCGCAGGAAAUAUUUACUGGACUGAUCAGGGCUUUGAUGUGAUUGAAGUGGCUCGGCUGAACGGAUCCUAUCGUUACGUCGUCGUCUCACAGGGACUCGAUAAACCUCGCGCCAUCGCUCUGCAUCCUGAGAGAGGGUAUCUGUUUUGGACAGAGUGGGGUCAGUAUCCUCGGAUAGAGAGAUCUCGUUUGGACGGCAGUGAGAGAGCAGUUCUGGUUAACGUUAGCAUUAGCUGGCCCAAUGGCAUCUCCAUUGACUACGAGGAGGGUCUGCUGUACUGGUGUGAUGCUCGCACUGAUAAAAUUGAGAGGGUUGAUCUGGAGACGGGGGAGAAACGGGAGCUCGUGUUGGCCAGCAAUAACAUGGACAUGUUCUCUGUGUCUGUGUUCGAGAACUACAUCUACUGGAGUGACCGUACCCAUUCUAAUGGCUCUAUAAAGAGAGGAAGUAAACACAACGCCACAGACUCGGUCACUCUGAGGACCGGACUCGGAGUUCAGCUCAAAGACAUCAAAGUGUUCAACAGAGCGAGACAGCAAGGGACGAACGUGUGUAAGGAGAAUAACGGCGGUUGUGAGCAGCUGUGUCUUUACCGUGGGAACGGCGAGCGUUCCUGUGCCUGCGCUCACGGCGCUCUGCAUGAAGACGGCCGGAGCUGCAGGGAUUACUCCGGAUACCUGCUGUACUCGGAGCGCACCAUCCUGAAGAGCGUGCACCUAUCGGACGAGAAGAACCUCAACGCUCCCGUCAAGCCGUUCGAGGACGUGGAACACAUGAAGAACGUGAUCGCGUUAGCGUUCGAUUACCGCGGCGGCGGCGGAGGGAAAGGCGCUAACCGCAUCUUCUACAGCGACAUUCACUUCGGAAACAUUCAGCAGAUCAACGACGACGGCUCGGGGAGGAGGACCGUGGUGGAGAGUGUGGGUUCGGUGGAGGGUCUGGCGUAUCACCGAGCGUGGGACAGUCUGUACUGGACCAGUUACACCACGUCCACCAUCACACGCCACACCGUGGACCAGAGCCGGUGGGGGGCCUUCGACCGGGACGUGGUGGUCAGCAUGGCGGGAGACGACCAUCCGCGAGCUUUCGUCCUCGACGAGUGUCAGAAUCUGAUGUUCUGGACCAACUGGAAUGAACAAACUCCCAGCAUCAUGCGUGCUCAGCUCUCGGGAUCCAACGUCCUGGCCAUCAUCAGGACCGACAUCCGAACCCCGAACGGUCUCGCUAUAGACCACCGCGCUGAGAAACUCUACUUCACUGACGCUACGCUGGACAAGAUCGAGCGCUGCGAGUACGACGGCAGCCAUCGCUACGUGAUCUUGAAGAACGAGCCGGUUCACCCAUUCGGUUUGGCGGUGUACGGGGAUCACAUUUUCUGGACAGAUUGGGUUCGGAGAGCCGUGCUGAGAGCCGGGAAAUACGUAGGAGAUGACAUGAAGGUGCUACGUGCAGACAUUCCUCAACAGCCAAUGGGAAUCAUCGCCGUCGCCAACGACACCAACGGCUGUGAAUUCUCACCCUGCAGGGUGAAUAAUGGAGGAUGUGAGGAUCUGUGUUUGUUGUCGUUUGAUGGACGAGUGAACUGCAGCUGUAGAGGAGACAGAAAACUUCUGGAGGACAACACCUGCAUUGUGCCGAACACCUCCUGCAGCAGUGUUAACGAUUUUCAGUGUGUGAACGGAGACUGUAUCGAUUACACACUCACCUGUGAUGGAACGGCGCACUGCAAAGACAAAUCAGACGAGAAGCAGUUUUUCUGCAAUAACCGAGUGUGUAAGAAGGGUUAUAAGCGAUGUGUGAACGGUCGCUGUGUGAGACUGAGCUGGUGGUGUAACGGCCGUGACGAGUGUGGAGAUAACUCAGACGAGGCUUUCUGUAACGCGACCUCGUGCACUCCUGAUCAGUUUCAGUGCAGAGACGGUCGCUGUAUCUCCAACUCCACUCGCUGUAAUCAGGUGAUUGACUGUGACGACGCCACGGACGAGAUGAACUGCACUGCGACUGACUGUUCCAGUUAUUUCCGUCUUGGAGUGAAGGACACGUUGUUUCAGAGGUGUGAGUUCACUACGCUGUGUUACGCUCCGUCGUGGGUGUGUGACGGAUCAAAUGACUGUGGAGACUUUUCUGACGAGAGUAACUGUCCAGGUCCUGCAGGCGGGAAGAAAAAAUGUCCCUCUAAUUUCUUCUCGUGUCCGAGCGGCCGCUGCAUCCCACAGAGCUGGACGUGUGAUAAAGAGAACGACUGCGAGAACGGAGCUGAUGAAGUCAACUGCAAUAAGGUGUGUACAGUGUCUCAGUUUGAGUGUGGGAAUCAUCGCUGUAUCUCCAGCAGCUGGCUGUGUGAUGGAGCGGAUGAUUGUGGAGACGGAACUGAUGAGGACAGCAGAUGCAAGAAUAAGACGUGCACUGCGGAGGAGUUCCGCUGUCUGGGUUCUACCAGGUGUAUUCCGCAGAACUGGGUGUGUGACGGAGACCGAGACUGUCCCGACGGAGCUGACGAGAGCACCAAGGCCGGCUGCUAUUUCAGUGACACGUGCGACGCCAAAGAGUUCAUGUGCCGUAAUAAGCAGUGUAUCCCCAAACACUUUGUGUGUGACCACGAUAACGACUGCAGCGACGGUUCAGACGAGUCCAUCGAGUGCGAAUAUCCCACGUGUAAGCCUAACGAGUUCCGCUGUGCUAACGGCCGCUGUCUGAUCCAGAGCUCAUGGGAGUGUGAUGGAGAAUUCGACUGUCACGAUCGCUCAGACGAAGCGCCGAAAAACCCCAACUGCAGCGGCCCAGAGAAGACGUGUAACAACACGGCGUACACGUGCGGGAAUGGGAAGUGCGUGGACGACACGCUGCUGUGUGACCGUAAGGACGAUUGCGGCGAUGGCAGUGACGAGCUCAACUGCUUCAUUAACGAGUGUUUGAACAGUAAACUGAGCGGCUGCACUCAGCUCUGUGAGGACAUGAAGAUCGGCUUCAAGUGCCGCUGUCACGCCGGGUUCAGACUGAAGGAUGAUGGGAAGACGUGCGUGGACGUGGACGAGUGUUCCAGCACGUUCCCCUGCACUCAACACUGCAUCAACACACACGGCAGCUUCAGGUGUUUGUGUGUAGACGGAUAUCAGCUCAGUCCUACCGACCCCACCAUCUGCAAGUCCACCUCCGAUGAGGAGCCGUUCCUCAUCUUCGCCAAUCGCUAUUAUUUAAGGAAGCUCAAUCUGGACGGAUCGAAUUACACACUUUUAAAGCAGGGUCUGAACAAUGCUGUAGCUCUGGAUUUUGACUACAGAGAGCAGAUGAUUUAUUGGACAGACGUGACGACGCAGGGCAGCAUGAUAAGACGCAUGCACAUUAAUGGCUCCAAUGUUCAGGUCCUUCACCGCACAUCUCUUAGCAACCCUGACGGUCUGGCAGUUGAUUGGGUGGGAGGGAACCUGUAUUGGUGUGAUAAGGGGCGGGACAUGAUCGAGGUGUCGAAGCUAAAUGGCGCAUUCAGGACGGUGCUGAUUAACACGGGGCUGAGAGAGCCAAGAGCCAUCGCUGUGGACGUCCGCAACGGGUACCUGUACUGGUCGGACUGGGGAGAUAACCCUCAUAUCGGCCGUAUCGGGAUGGACGGAACGAACCGCAGCGUGAUCGUGCAGGAGAGAAUCACGUGGCCAAAUGGAUUAACACUGGAUUUCAUUAACGACCGAAUCUACUGGGCCGACGCCCGAGAGGAUUACAUCGAAUUCUCUGACCUGGACGGCACCAACCGACACACAGUGUUAAAUCAAGACAUCCCUCAUAUCUUUGCCAUGACUCUGUUUGAGGAGUUUAUUUACUGGACCGACUGGGAAACAAAAUCCAUCAAUCGAGCUCAUAAAACCCUCGGCACCAAUAAAACCCUCCUGAUCAACACACUGCACCGACCCAUGGACAUCCACAUCUACCAUCCUCACAGACAGCCCGAGGUGACGGGUCACCCGUGUCAGAAGGAUAACGGAGGCUGCAGUAAUCUGUGUCUGCUCUCUCCGGGUGGAGGACACAAGUGCGCCUGUCCCACUAACUUCUACCUGGCAGCUGAUGGACAGCAGUGUCUCUCUAACUGCACCGCUAGUCAGUUUGUGUGUAAGAACGAUAAGUGCAUCCCGUUUUGGUGGAAGUGCGACACUGAAGACGACUGUGGAGAUCGGUCAGACGAGCCGGCAGACUGCCCGGCGUUUAAGUGCAGGCCGGGGCAGUUCCAGUGUGGAACAGGAAUCUGUACAAACCCAGCGUACAUCUGUGACGGAGACAACGACUGCCAGGACAACUCGGACGAGGCCAACUGCGACAUCCACGUGUGUUUGCCCAGCCAGUUUAAGUGCACGAAUCCAAGUCGCUGCAUUCCCGGGAUUUUCCGCUGUAACGGCCAGGAUAACUGUGGAGAAGGAGAGGACGAGAGAGACUGCCCGGAGGUUACGUGCGCUCCAAAUCAGUUCCAGUGCACCAUCACUAAACGCUGCAUUCCCCGAGUGUGGAUGUGUGACCGGGACAACGACUGUGUGGACGGAUCAGACGAACCUGCCAACUGCACUCAGAUGACGUGCGGUGAGGACGAGUUCCGCUGUAAGGACUCGGGACGGUGUAUUCCCGCUCGCUGGAAGUGUGACGGAGAGGAUGACUGUGGAGACGCAUCAGACGAACCAAAAGAGGAGUGUGACGAGAGGACGUGUGAGCCGUAUCAGUUCCGCUGUAAGAAUAAUCGCUGCGUUCCCGGACGCUGGCAGUGCGACUACGAUAACGACUGCGGAGAUAACUCUGACGAGGAUAAGUGCGUCCCAAGGCAGUGCUCUGAGAGCGAGUUCUCCUGCACUAACGGCCGCUGUAUCGCCGGUCGCUGGAAGUGUGAUGGAGAUCACGACUGUGCUGACGGGUCAGACGAGUACGGCUGUGAUGUGAAGUGUGACAGUGAUCAGUUCCAGUGUAAGAAUGGUCACUGUGUCCCGUUCCGCUGGAGGUGUGACGCUGAUCCUGACUGCAUGGACGGCAGCGAUGAGGAGAACUGCGGCAGUGGAGUGGGUCGUCACUGUCCUCUGGAUGAGUUUCAGUGUAACAACACACUCUGUAAGCCGCUCAGAUGGAAGUGUGAUGGAGAGGACGACUGCGGAGACAACUCAGACGAAAACAUGGAAGAGUGCAAGCGGUUCCUGUGCCCCCCGACACGGCAGUUCCGCUGUCGUAACGAUCGAGUGUGUUUGCCACUGUACAAGCAGUGUGACGGAGUGAAUAACUGUGGAGAUAACAGCGACGAGCUGAACUGCCAGACUCCGGUUGCAGUGUGUGAGAAAGACGAGUUCACCUGCAGUAACGGGAAGUGUAUCAGCUCCACGCUGCGCUGUAAUUACUUUAACGACUGCGAGGACUACGGCUCAGACGAGAUCAACUGCAACAAGAAAGACUCCAGUCUAAAUGAGUGUCAUCAGAAUAAGAGUGUGUGUGGAGAUGGAGAUGAAGCUCACUGUGUGGUAAACGGCACUGACUCGUUCUGUUCCUGCAAACCGGGCUUUCAGAAAACCACUCAGCAAAUCUGCAUAGAUAUAAACGAGUGUAAGCAGUUUGGCGUGUGCUCUCAGCUCUGUAAUAACACUAAAGGCUCGUAUAAAUGCAGCUGUUUCAGACACUUCACUCGAGUCAACAGCAGCUGUAAGGCCGACGCCGGAGGCAGACAGAUCCUGUACGUUGGUGAUGAUAAUGAAAUCCGCAGCCUGCAGCCUGAAACCGUGAGCUGGAUCUACGAGCAGGCGUUCCAGGGAGACGCUAACGUGCGCAUCGACGCCAUGGACAUGCACGUCAAAUCCAGCCGCAUCUUCUGGACCAACUGGCACACGGGAAAGAUUUCAGUGCUCAUGAUCUCAUCCAGCGGCACGACCUCGCCCAACUCCAACUCCAACCGCAGCCGCAGACAGAGCGACCAGAGAGUCACCAAUCUGGAGAUCCCGAAUCUGAAGAUGCCACGUGGUAUCGCGGUCGAUUGGGUGGCUGGAAACCUGUACUGGACCGAUUCGGGACGUGAUGUCAUCGAAGUUGCUCAGAUGAACGGACUUCAUCGGAAAACUCUGAUCUCGGGAAUGAUCGACGAGCCGUACGCUAUUGUGGUGGAUCCCAUGCGGGGGACGAUGUACUGGGCGGAUUGGGGAAAUCAUCCUAAAAUUGAAAAAGCUGCGAUGGACGGCACAAUGAGAGAAACUCUGAUUCAUGAAAACAUCCAGUGGCCAACAGGUCUGGCGGUUGAUUACUUUAACGAGCGUCUUUAUUGGGCCGACGCGAAGCUCUCGAUGAUCAGCAGCGUGAGACUGAACGGGACGGAUCGGGUCAUCGCCGUCAACAGCAUCAGAAACAACCUGCACCACCCGUUCAGCAUCGACGUGUUUGAGGACUACAUCUACGGCAUCACCUACCACGACAGCUUUGUGUUCCGUGUGAAUAAGUUUGGGAAAGGUUCUGUGGAGAACCUGACCACCGGCAUGAACCACGCCACGGACCUGGUGCUGUAUCACGCGUACAAACAACCCGAGAUGAUGAACCCAUGUGACAGGAAGAAGUGUGAGUGGUUGUGUUUGCUGAGUCCCAGUGGUCCGGUGUGUACCUGUCCUAACGGUCACGCUUUGGACAACGGCACAUGUGUAGAGAUUCCUGCACCUACCAGCGUGUCUCCAGGUGGCGUGUGCACUCUGCAGUGUCAGAACGGAGGCAGCUGUGUGGUGAAUGUGAGGAAGCAGCAGAAGUGUCGCUGUCAGCCGAACUACGGAGGAGAGAAGUGUGAGAUUAAUCAGUGUCGGGAUUACUGUCGGAACGGAGGAACCUGCAUGGCCUCGCCCACAGGUUCUCCGACUUGUCGCUGUCGUCCAGGUUUCACGGGUCCGAACUGCAAUCUCCGUACCUGCCACGGUUACUGCCAGAAUGGAGGAAACUGCACCGUCAACAGAGGAAAUCAGCCCAUCUGCAGAUGCCCCGCCCACAUCCUGGGUGAUCAAUGCCAAUACAGAGUGUGUGAGGAGUCGUGUGAGAACGGCGGGACGUGUGUUCAGGACGGAGACGGAGCUGUCCAGUGUCUCUGUUCUCCUCGAUUCAUCGGCAGAAGAUGUGGAGUGGAUAAAUGUCAUUACUGCCACGGAGGAAGCUGCAUCAACACUAACACUGACGUCAUGUGCCGCUGUCCCAAUGGCCGGAUUCAGCCGAGCUGCUACACGUGUGACGGAUACUGCACUAACGGACAGUGUUCUCUCAGUGCUGCUAACCUGCCUCAGUGCAAGUGUCCACCUGGGUGGGAGGGGCUUCAGUGUGAAACCCACGACACCACCGCCAACACCGAGUCCAGUAACCGCACAGCGUCCAUUGUCGUUCCCGUGAUUAUUCUGGUAUUACUGGCGUUGCUGCUUGCUGCUGGUUUUCUGUGGUACAGAAAGAGGACGCGAGGCGCUAAAGGAUUCCAGCACCAGAGAAUGACAAACGGAGCCAUGAACGUCGAAAUCGGAAAUCCGGCGUAUAAAAUUUACGACGGAGAGCAAGACGACGACGUGGGAGAACUUCUGGAUUCGGAUUUCACGCUCGAUCCAGACAAGACAUUUCCUAAAAGUCCCUCAUUUAAAGAUUCCACACAGGACUCAGAACCGCCGACUAACUUCACGAAUCCGGUGUACUCCUCGCUCUACAUGGGAGCCCAAACCAGCCGUAAUUCACUGGCGAGUACGGACGAAAAGAAGGAGCUGCUAUCACGAGGAGACGACGAGCCGCUAGUGGAAGCGUUAGCAUAGGCUCGUUGUCCAUUUUUACGGUCCGUGUCAUUCAAAAUGCACCCAUUUUGCCUUUUAUGAAAACGAAAAAAGAAAAGAAUAGAAACGAAAAGCAAAGCCCCAGGAGGAGAAUCAGCAGUUCGGCGCGAACGCAGUGUGUAAAAUGUACAAAAUGAAGGACUACGUUUGUACGUGACGCAGUAUUAUAGUUUGUUCUUACACGAUUCUUCAGACCGGAACAAACCGAGAGAAAAAAGCAACAAUUUUCUACAUUAUUUUUAUUUUCACCCCCACCUUUUACCUUAAUAGCCACUACCUCUGUGCAGAAAUAAAAGAUUUAAAAAAGAAGAAGAAAUAAAUUGGAACAGUUUUAAUUUUUAUUUUUGUAUGAAUUGUAUAGAGAAAGAAUAUUGUUCCAUCUCAGUAUUGUGUGCGCGCAGGUCAGAGCCAAGCUCCAGUUUAAAUAAAUGUUGUUUUUAGGACAAACCGAAUAUUAAUGAUGUGUGUGUGUGUGUGUGUGUGAGAGAGAGAGAGAAACAUCACCUUCAUAUUUACUGUUUCUUUAUUUUAUUCUGUCCAUCUAAACUUUAAGGAUUUGAGGAUUGUCUAUACGCUGCGUAAGCUUUUAUGGUACACACAUUGUAGAAAUAUACAUUUACAGAACACUGUGUAUUUUUUUUCCGCAGUUAGUCGCUUACACGUUCGAGCUUAAUUCACAAAAUCACAGUCUUGAAAAUGGGAAGUUUGUGACACAUCUUUAUAGAUUCAUGUGCCUUUCUCGCUCUUUUUUUUUUUUUUUUUUUUUUGUUCGGUCGCUUUGAUUUUGUGAAAUCUCAGAUUCAUGUUACACAAACAAACAGUAAAAGAGAGAAAAAUCUCCUUCCUCCUUCUGCAGAUGUUAAGCCCAGGACACAGUAAUCACGUGACUUUCAGAACUGUUGCUAACUGUAAUUCAUGCGUUUUUAUUUUUAAUGUGUCGUAUUUUCUUUUUAAAAAUGACAGCUUUUAUAGUACAGAAUGCAUGAAGGCCCAAACAUAGUUCUGAAAUAAAGGUCAUGUAUUUGCUGGAGUACUUUACAAACUGAAUAACAUUUGUUAUAAAUAAAAGAUCUUAAACCUG